This is a messenger RNA of Biomphalaria glabrata, 7845 nucleotides long. Its product is annotated as guanylate cyclase 32E-like. Gene Ontology annotation, molecular function: guanylate cyclase activity; peptide receptor activity; protein kinase activity. Bases 492 to 4802 code for a protein of 1436 amino acids. Gene Ontology annotation, biological process: receptor guanylyl cyclase signaling pathway; intracellular signal transduction; cGMP biosynthetic process. Lineage: Eukaryota; Metazoa; Mollusca; Gastropoda; Planorbidae. The record is from RefSeq and is a predicted model, not a curated record. The transcript has 24 exons.
UGCGACACUUGAAGAUGUAUAUUUAGACCUAGUAGAGGUAUUGUAGUCACUCUCUCUCCCUGUACACAGUUCUUCACCCGUGUGCUAGCGUCCUGGCGUUAAUAAACUCUGUGUCAACUGAAGUGAAUGAAAUUGGAAUACGCAGUGUAGAAAUGGUUUCCCAAUUCUGCAUGAAAAUGUAAAGUUUUAUUUUCCUGUUGUUUGUCGUUUAAAAGUGCGAAACAUUUGGACCAAAUAUACUUUUGUGGUUUCUACUUCAUUUGGAAUACGAGCUUAGUUUCUAUCUUGGCACCAGGUCUGGUCCUAUACAUCUUCACUUUUAAGUAACAGUUCGCACUGUUGAUCCUCUUCUGACAAGUGUGGUCAUCUUCUGACUAGUGUGGUCAAGUAUUACCUCAUUUCUUUUUUUUUUAACGCCAAUGGGUCUUUCAAUGAUAAUCCUACAACUUACACCCCAACUGCUGGACCAAUGAGAUUACACCGCUUCUAAAAUGGUGACACUGUCACCAGUCUUCAAUGUUAAUCUCCUAGUGGUAUCUCUUCUUCUCGCUGCUCUGCUAACCGAAGGGAAAGAAGAGUUCCUCUUCCCCACCAACCAGAAUGUCAGCCUCGAAGCGAUAAAGAACUGCAGGGAUCGGGUGGACGACCCCGAGGAGAAGAUUGCCCUUUCUAACAUCGCUGCCCGGAACUUCACCAUCGGCUUGCUGCUCAAUGUGGACAACGAGGGGGAGGACAGGUUCGUGGGAGGCGCCUUCUUCUUGGCGCUGGACGAGCUGCACAAGGUCGCCAAGGAGAAAGGACUCCCGGUGCACUUCAACUGGGAAUUCAGGGACACCAUGAAUCGGAAAAAUGUGGCUGCCAGACAGAUGCUAGAUCUUUAUCUGCACAGAAACAUCUCAGUCUUCAUUGGGCCCAGCGUCUUCUGCAAGUCUCUCACUACUAUGGUCACAGCACUGAUGAAGCCUUUUAUAACAUACAAUUGUCGGGACGGAGAGGGACUGCUCCAUGACCUGAUGGUCAACGUGGAGACCAGGGUCCACUUCGCCAGCCGGUCCAUCAUCUCGUUGAUGCUGUUCCACAAGUGGAGGUCAUUCUGGCUCGUAGCAGGAGAGCACGAGAUAUGGAAUGGGAUAGUGGAGGAACUGAAGGCUCAGUUGGAUAACGCCAACAUCACGAUCAACGAUGAAGAUGUUGACGAUAUUAACAGCGUCUACUUGCCAACAAUCACAGAGCAGUACUAUGAUAAACUUUUAAAUAAAUCCAUUGUCAAGACCAGAGUGUACCUGUUUCUAGGCAGCUCGGAUUGCCUGUUGACCUUCAUGCGACUGCUGCAUGCGAAGGUCGGUGAGGAAAACGUCAAGAAGUAUGCGGUGAUAGCGGUCAGUGACGAGGGGAAAGACUACUCUAACGACAAUAACUUUUACAGCCGGAAUGUUGAGAUGAUUGAAUCAUUAGACGAGCUGUCCAUUGAGGCUCGAGAUCAACAGAUCGCCAGCCGCAUUCGCGCCUUCAGGAAUCUUCUUAUCAUUACCCAAGAGCUCCGGGUCACAGACAAGAAGGACUUCAUGGAGAAGGUCAAGGACAAGUGCUGCUUCCCGCCUUUUAACUUUGACCCGGAAAUCAAAAAUAAAACCGGUUGGAAGAUGUACAAACCCCCAAGAGGAAGUUACUAUCUCUAUGACGCUACCAUGAUAUACGGCAGGGCUGUAAUGGACUUGAUGGAGACUCCAGGGGCGGACCCCGGGGAUGCAGUGGAUGUCAUCAACAGACUGAGAUGCAGGUUUCAUGAAAGUAUUAUAGGCGACAGAAUUUGGAUUCAUGCAAACGGCCAGAGUGAGAAGAACUAUGUAGUCAAAAGUCUGAAGCUUGACUCAGAUGGACAGUCUGGGAAUUUGAUCAAUGUAGGAAUCUUCAACAAAACGGAUGAUGAUAUCCCAGUAUAUCAGCAGAUCAGUACGGUUGAAUGGGCAGGUACAAGCGCGCCAGAGAGUGACCCCGCGUGUGGGUUUGAAGACGAGUACUGUAAGCCAGAAGAGUUAAUCUCGGACAACGGAGGGAUUAUCGCUGUGAGUGUUGCAGUACCAACCAGCGUCUUGUUGAUUGUUGUAUUCUCAUUGUUUUUCGGUAUAAGACAUUGCGUGUAUGAAAAGAAACUGGACAAACUGGCUUGGAAGAUAGAGCGGGAUGAGAUCCAGAUGAUUAACGAAGGGCAGUUUCGUCAGAUGACCACACCGUCCAGAAACAGGAAAAAGAAUUCCUGGAACGGCAACCAUUACAGCUAUCUUAUGAUGAAGACUGACUCACAGUCUGACAUCAGUCACAAGGACUACGGGUCUGAGUAUAUCCCUAUUGGUUUUUACAGAGGAGCCUAUGUGGCCAUUAAACUGCUGACCAGAAAACAUCUGGAGUUGACCAGGGUCUUGAAGAAACAGAUGCAGCUCCGUAAAGAAUUGACCCAUGAGAACAUCAACCGUUUCAUUGGGGCCUGCUUCGAGCCACCCAAAGUGUACAUUGUAACGCAGUACUGUCCAAGAAGAAGUCUUCAGGACAUACUGCGUAACGAGGACGCACAUCUGGAUAACAUGUUUAUAACUUCGCUCGUACAAGAUCUGAUUCGGGGAAUGACGUUUAUUCACGAGAGUCAAUUUUGUUAUCAUGGCAACCUUAAGUCCAGCAAUUGUUUGGUGGACAGUAGGUGGACCUUGAAGAUUUCAGACUUUGGUUUUAGUGCCCUGGGGCCGCCAUCUCUUAUCAACUUUGACGACGAAGAGUCCUUUAGAGCUCUUCUCUGGACGGCCCCAGAGCUUCUCCGCAAACGCCGCAGCAGCAGCACCGCUAGCCAGCAGCACCAGCAGCACCACCACCUGAGAAGCCACAGCAGCAGCGGCAGCAUGUCCGCCGGCUUCAACUACUUGAAAAGCCAUCACUUCUACAACAACAACAACUUCAGCAGAAACCACCACCAGAUCACAGACAGCCAGAAAGGAGAUGUGUACUCUUUCGCUAUCAUUCUCUACGAACUGUACGGACGAGCCGGACCGUGGGGUCCGGUCAAAAUGACACCCAAAGAGAUUAUCGAGACGUUGAUAUGCCCAGGCACUUCCUGUACAAGACCAGACACGAAGGACCUGACGUGCGACCAGAACGUCGUCAAUCUUAUCCAGGACUGCUGGCAGCAGGAUCACAAUCAUAGGCCUGACUUUAAGAGCGGCAUCAGAGCCCACUUCAAACCCAUUCAACAAGCUUACAUGAAGUCUAAUAUCUUUGACAAUAUGUUGGCCAUGAUGGAGAAAUACGCUAACAAUCUGGAGGCCAUAGUGGCAGAGAGGACAGAGCUUCUGAGACAAGAAAAGAGAAUGACGGAGAACCUUCUACUCCGGAUGUUGCCUAGGUCAGUGGCCGAAAAGCUGAAACGUGGUCAUCGAGUGGAGCCUGAGCAGUACGAGCAGGUGUCCAUCUAUUUCUCGGACAUUGUUGGUUUUACUCAGCUCAGCGCCAGUAGCACUCCUAUGGAGGUGGUUGACCUUUUGAAUGAUCUGUACACAUGUUUUGACUCCAUCAUUGAAGAGUUCGAUGUCUACAAAGUGGAGACUAUCGGUGAUGCUUACAUGGUGGUGAGUGGUCUGCCCAUCCGUAACGGCGACAGACAUGCCGGUGAGAUCGCUUCCAUGGCUCUGGAACUGUUGGAAGCCAUCAAACAGAAAAAGUUCAGAGUCCAAGGCUCAACAAACCACGUGCUCAAAAUACGAAUUGGAAUCCACUCGGGUCCAUGUUGUGCUGGAGUUGUGGGCCUUAAAAUGCCUCGCUAUUGUUUAUUUGGUGACACGGUGAAUACAGCCAAUCGGAUGGAGUCAACAGGGGAAGCUCAAAGAAUUCACUGCAGUUUAGACUGUAAAAAAAUUCUCGACAAACUUGGUGGCUACACCCUGCUAGAGAGAGGCUACACCGAGCUAAAGGGUAAAGGCACCCUCUUGACCUACUUUCUCAACUCCGAGGACCUGAAGUAUAGACAGAAACGUAUCACGCAAUACAAGAAGAUGGGCAACGAUGGACGAUGUGUGUCCACAUCUAACCUCGACUACACCGGUAGAAUUGCUGGGGGAAAGUUGUCCAAGUUUAAAUUCCCUUCAAAUAACCGGGACUCCACCGGGACGGAUCGGGGCAGCUGGAUUAGCAGCUUAAACACGUCCAUAGACAGCGCGUGCUCAGAUGUAACUGACCAAAGACAAUCGUUCGGACGCCUGUCACAGCUUCAGUACUUUGAACCAUCCAUUCCUCCCGCUCUACCCAAUGAGUUCGUCUCGUCCACUCUACCAAGGGCUUGUGGCUUCAGAUACAAUGCAUACAUGACUCCCAUAGCCGAGGACCCGUCUGGUCCUUGCGAAUCGAGUCCAAUGGAAAAAACUGUCUCCUUUCCGAAUUCAACAUUUUUGGACAGCUAUCAGUCAUCCGAGACUGACCCUCUGCUGACCAGUUCUAAGCCCUGGACUAACUCCAUGCCCACCGACAUGUUUCAGACUCCAAUUGCUAGUAACCUGAAGGACAGACCCCGGAGCUUGGGCUCGGGUUCAGGUGAGCGUAACACAUGUGUGGUGUGGGAGGAGCUUCCAGGUAUCAGUGUACAAGAACCCCAAGAAAGUUUGCAGGAGGAAUCAGACACCAUUCUCAACUCAGACCCGGAAGUCAUUACUCAAGGCUCAUCAAACGGAACUACCUCUACGGACAGGAGCGCGGGAGUCAACAAUGCUCAACAGGUUGAGCUCAUCAACGCUGACGUAGACAGUUCACCCUAUAGACCUUGACCUAUUAUGGUUUUUAUUGCUAUGUAUUGAGAGCUUUGAGUACCAAAAGGAUCACUCUACUAACUCGUGAAUUUCCAUGAACCUUGAACAUAUCAAAUGUCCUAUUUAUCAAAGCUUCUCAUUGCAUGAGUUGACCGUUGUGGGAAGUAUUGUUAAAUCAUAAAACCAAUGUUCAGAGGUUCGCCUUAUUAUACCAGUGCUUUCAGACUGAGUCGCAGACUCAUUUAAACCUUUAAAUCACAGACUCAUUCAAACCUUUGAGUCACGGACUCAUUCAAACCUUUGAGUCGCAGACUCAUUUAGUAACGAUGUCCUCCAUGUAUUCUUGGUGAUCAUAUAUAUAUAUAUAUAUGUACUUACGUUGCUAUAGUAACGAGUGGAUUGUUUUCUACACUGCCAGUGAAUUGUUUCGUCAUGAUAUUUGGUUCAUAUUUUUGUUCGACAUUUCAUUUUGGCCCAAAUAGAAACAGAUGGACGCAAUGACCACCACAUCCCUUUGUAGUAUUAACAUAGGACACAGUAUGUGACAAAUGGAUAGUAGUAUUAACCUAGGACACAGUAUGUGACAAAUGGAUAGUAGUAUUAACCUAGGACACAGUAUGUGACAAAUGGAUAGUAGUAUUAACCUAGGACACAGUAUGUGACAAAUGGAUAGUAGUAUUAACCUAGGACACAGUAUGUGACAAAUGGAUAGUAGUAUUAACCUAGGACACAGUAUGUGACAAAUGGAUAGUAGUAUUAACCUAGGACACAGUAUGUGACAGAUGGAUAGUAGUAUUAACCUAGGACACAGUAUGUGACAGAUGGAUAGUAGUAUUAACCUAGGACACAGUAUGUGACACAUGGAUAGUAGUAUUAACCUAGGACACAGUAUGUGACAAAUGGAUAGUAGUAUUAACCUAGGACACAGUAUGUGACAAAUGGAUAGUAGUAUUAACCUAGGACACAGUAUGUGACAAAUGGAUAGUAGUAUUAACCUAGGACACAGUAUGUGACAAAUGAAUAGUAGUAUUAAUUUAACUAGAAUGUCAAAAUAUUAUAAAUAUAUACAAAUGAAAUAUAAAUACUAUAAUAUAUAUCCGUUUCUAUUUACAAUAUAAAAUGUAUGAACUAGCAGGAUGUGAUUACAAGAAGUAGUGAUUAAACAUCCAAACCUUAUUGUGAUAUCCACUGGAUAUUAUCUUUAUCAUGUGAUAUCCACUAGAUAUUAUCUUUAUCAUGUGACAUACACUGGAUAUUAUCUCUAAUACACAUUAUGUUUUAUUAGAAAGAUUUUUUUAUUCAACGUUUUAAUUUCUGGCUUGACAAGUUUUGGAUAAUGUUUUUUGAAUAAAAUGAGUUAUUAUGAUUAUUUUUAAGCUUCGGGAAGGGGAAUACACUGCAUCCCUUGAGUACAGGUUCUCAAAGUCAAGUAGACAUUAAAUCAAAUAUGCUAUAUUGAUAGUCCAUUGAGGGCUAUUGCUAUUUUAUCAGGUCAUAAUUUUAGCAUUUUAAAAUUAGCUCUUCCUUCUAGCCAGGCGAAAAACAACUUAGCAACCAAGAAAAUUUUAGGACUUGCGGAUAGGCUCAAAAGACUUUUAUAUAUAACAUAUGUAACAUGAUUCCGUAAAUCUGUUUCAUAAUUGGCAUACAAUGUCCAGAGAAAUUUGCUUCGUCUUUUCCUAUUGUACAUAGGAGCUCAUUAUAUAUAUUAUCACCCUUUUCAUCAUAUGUUAAUCUGGUUCGUCACCAAGAUGUUUUCAGUUAGUUUCGGUUAUAUGUUAUUUUUUGUACAAUUAGCCUUCGUGUAUGAUUUAUACUGAACUAGUAUCCACGGUGAGGACGAAAAGAGACUAUAAAUUCGCAUUGGUUCUGUCUGCUCUGGACGUGGCAAAAUAUGUAGGUCACAGCUGGGGCUGCAAAGCUACGUGAAAUACUGAACUCAUUAAUCUUCGGACUCAAACAAGCCUUACCUAUAUAUAUAUAUUGAACUAGUGAAAGUUAUAACAUCUGAAACUAAAUGGCCCAUACAUUGAUUAUAAUCUCUAUUGUAUAAAUACAUGCAUAUUGCUAUUAAUAAUGUUGGCAUGCAUUGAACUUUAAUUGUAGUGUCAUGGCAUGCACAUUUAUUUAUGUAUUCAAUGUUGUCUGUACAUGGUGUGUCUUGUCUAUGUACAUAGAUUAUCAUAUCUUUUUAUAUUGUACACAUUUCAGGUGAUGUUAUUGUACAAUUUUAUAAAUACUGUAAACAUUUGAAAACGUUUGAACCUCCUGCUUCACUUUAUCUUGCCUUUAGACCAUAGCACAGUGUUAUGGGCCGGACAUGGCCCGCGGACCCUAGUUUGUGCAUCACUGCCUUAGCACAAGUAUAAACUGUUUAUGUCUAGCUUGGAGUCACGAAGACUCUACUCCCAAAAUUGGAAUAAUAUUCAAAAUGCUUGAAACCCAUAAUAUGUUGUACACUACUUUCUUCUUAUUUACGUGCUUAGAAAAAUAUGUGAUUGUAAAUGCCGUAACAUAGGUCUCUAGAAAACAUUCGCUGCAAUACUUUACAUGCUUCAUUCUUAGUUAUCUUUAUUUAAAGAUUCUUUUUGACUCGCUCUUCCUUUUUUUUUUUUUCAAAGAGCAAAUUAUGUUCGUCUCGAAAUCUAUUUUUAGCUUUUAUAGUUAUCACGUGACAGAGUGCACCUGAUCUUCUUUUCUCUUAGUUUCAGAACAGUUUUUUCCUCUCAACCAAUCAGCUGUUAGAUGAACUUCUCCUAUUGAAGUCCAUGAGGUGUCGUGAAUUAUACAAGUACUAUUUAGUAGCAUUCAGUUACUUCUUCAGAUUUAUCCCCCUUUAAAAUAAAAAUAUUGCGAUGUAUGUAUGAUUCGAACAUCUUUCCCCUGUUUUUAUGCAAGAUUGUUGACAAGUAUUGCUCAGUUGUUAUUAUUUCAUCACUGUAACAUUUGUUAUAGGCUUGUGAUUUCAUCAUCAUGUCGCCUAAUUUGUAUGUUUUCACAAAUGAUCAGGUCCCAUCACCAUGUUCAGCUCAUAAAAGUAUUUGUUACCAAAUAUUCAAAA